AUGGAAGGCUUGUAAGCAACUGAUCCCCCACCUCGCAAAACAAUAACCGUGCCCGCCCUCUUCCCAAUGCCCACCUCGCGCCCCUGCCCCACCCCCGCUUGCUUUUUGCAACAGUCCCCUACUGUCCUAAUACUGUAAUGGCACAAGAGGGUGGGGGAUGCGUGCGCACGGGGCAUGGCGUAAUAAACGUAAUAUUCGCGCCACUCAAAGGUCACUGAAACUAACAUGUCGCUCCCUUACAUGAAGUUUUGCAGAUAAGUUUGCUUGCUACCGUAAUGCAGGAGAAUCUCAUCAAGGAGAGUCCAAAAAUCAGGUAGCUGCGUCGAUGCAUUCGAUUGAAAUGAAUAAAAGGUGCAUCGCACAAUGCCUAGUUCAUUAGGUGGUAGCCAUGGAGUCACGUGCUGGCAAAAGGUGGAAUUUGUCGCUCGGGAGUGUGCGACUGGAGUUUCAGUCAGGAAGCCAGUUUAGCCCUACCUCGCAAGGCUGUUGUGAUAAAUGGGCCACGCCCACAUCCAUGUAUCAGUGGAGGAAGAGUGGCGAUCGCAUGCAAAAAAAGCCUCAUGUAUUGCGCACAGCUUGCCAGGCAGUUGGGUCGCUUGUGAGGCUCGUUUUGAACAGUUUAUAACAGAUUGUUGGCCAAUUUGUGCUUUUCCUGACAUCUCUUUAAGGUACAGAUAAGACAUCUUGGUACUGCACACUUGUAAAAGGCCACAAGACAUCUGACGGAGAAGGAAAGCAAGGAAUGGGUCUCAUUCAGGGAGACUUUGGCCAUCUCCCUUUGCAAUCCUGUGCAUGUUUAUUUGCAAGUAAAUGCCAUUCAUUUCCCACUGAGUAAGCAUGCAGAGGAUUGUAGCCUUAGCAUUUGCCCCAAGGCAAAAUGCAUAACCUCUUCAUAGCACAUGUUAGAUUCUCUGUUCAAUAUUCUAAAAACGGCACAUACUUGCUUUACGUGACCUUUGAGCCCCUUUGUGCUCUGUUUUCUCCCUCCCUACCCAAAAUCUGCAGCUACCACAAUGAGGCCAACACGUCAUACAUCCAAUGUAAUGGGCUUUUAGUCUAUCGAAGCUUAUGUAUGUCACACAAACCCAUUAGUCUUCAAGGCACGGUGAGCCUCCUUUUUGGGCGCAUGCGAUAACAGACGUUAUCCCUACAGCAUCUUUGCACUGCCUCCCCGCUACCCACCCAGCGCAAAUGUCAUACUGAUGUUGUGGAAAUAGCAAUUGUGCCUAAUGUCACUGGUGGCAACUAUUGAUUAACCCUUCAGGGGUUGGUUGCUUGGUUAUGGCUUCAGUGCAUAUCCCUCCCCUGCGUAUAUAAGCAGCAUGAACUAUGGAAAACAAGAAAUGCUACUCAGUUAAUACAGGUUGAAGAAUUCAGAUUUUGUCAGGAGACUGUUUGGUUGUUGCUGUUUGGAUAUAUAAAGUAUACACACACCUGUCUAUGCACGUUCCCACGGCAGCCCCCAGGCUCCCCCCAAAGAAGCCUACCGUGCGGCAAUGGUGCUCUCUGGCGCAGGAGAUGCUCUCGGCUAUCGCAACCAGCGCUGGGAAUACUGCACCUCAGGGCCGCAGAUCCACCAGGAGCUCCAGGAGCUGGGGGGCCUCGGCAAGGUUCGGGCAGCCCUCCCUGACUGGCCUGUCAGCGACGACACUGUUCUGCACCUGGCGACGGCCGAGGCUCUGGCCACAGGUGAGUAGCAGGAAAGGCUGGGCAGCCUCACAGCCUUUUCUCAGCAGGUCCUUGUUCCCUGCGGAAUAGCAUUUUUCUCCUACAGCAGAGCUUGGCCUACAUAGGGCCGACUCAAGGUAUGACUGAGGCAGCAGCGUAGCGUGGGUUGUCAGCACCCGGGGCAAGGCAAGUAAUUUGCGCCCCCUAACCCCUAACCUGCCGCCGCUGCCAGCUUCUUCUUGCUGCUGCCUGGUCUGGUCUGGUGUGGUUCUCUUCCGCGCUCAGCGCUGCGCUGGGCGGCCGCUGCACUGUCCCUCCCCCAGAUAGUCCCUCUCUCUCUCUCCGCACCGCACGCCUGGCACCCACCCCCUCCACAGUGGGCGGCGACCCAGCGGCUCGGAUCGGAUUCGCACAGCCAGCACUGCAGUGAGAGAGAGUGAGUGAGCCAGGUAGGGGCAGAGAGCUGCGAGUGCGAGCGAGCGCCCCCCAGAUGUUGCGCCCGGUGCGGCCGGCCCCCCCUGCACCCCCCACGCUACGCCACUGGACUGAGGGGGUUCUCCUCAGCAAAGUGUCAUCUCUUGGGUCUCCUAUGCCCAUAGGUUCACUUGUUCGCAGCCAUGGCGGCAGCUCUCCAGUCAGCAAUGGGCAGGAAGUCCUGUUGUGGUUGUUGUUGUUGUUAAAAUUUGUAUACCACCCUUCAUCUGUAGAUCCCAGGGCAGUUCACAACAUGAACCAACCUGAGAUUUUCACAUGGGGUGUGGUGGAUGUGGGAAUGCAGAGGAGAUUUUGUUAAAAUUGAUGCAGAGAACUUCUUCUCUGUGUUUCCUCUAUCCAGGGAAGGAAGGGGAGCCGCUGUUCCAGGAGCUGGCCAAACGCUAUGUUGAAGCCAUGAACGACAUGGAAGGGAGGAAGCCUGGGCCCACGAGCAUUCUGGGUAACUUACGACGGCACUCCUCUGUGCAAGUUACAGCAAUAUAAUUCUCUUCAAAAACAAAUACAUCCCUGCUCCGUACCCAGACGGAAACUGAUCCGACACUAAGGAAGCGGUGCUGAUGUUAAUAGGCAAAGAGCUUUGAAGUGUGUGGAGGUGGGGUGGGGACCUUCACUGUGCCUUAAGGUGGUCUUGUGAAAACACUGUCAAUGUUGUUCUUGUAGUACAGUCAUACCUCUGGUUACAGAUGCUUCAGGGGUUUUUUUGGGAUUAUGGACCUGCCGAAACACGGAAGUACCGGAAUGGGUUACUUCCGGGUUUUGGCGGUCGUGCAUGUGCAGAAGCGCUGAAUCGCAACCCACGCGUGCGCAGACGCACCGCUGCAGGUUGUGAAUGUGCAUCCCACACAGAUCAUGUUCGCAAUCCGAGCGUCCACUGUACUCAACAGGAAAGAGGAUUGGGGCAAAACUCAAAUUAGUUGGCUUCACUUGGCAUUCCCUUCAGCUCCACCUCCUGUGAGUUUCCAGGACACCAACCCUCUAUGGGGGGAAAGCAGACUGAACAGUAGUGAUAUUUUGCAGAAAAACUACAAAAGGGGGGAAAGGGAAGGAGAGAGGAGCUUAGGACAGAAGGCCAUUUUUAGGAAAAACCACAGAGUAAGGUCAGGAGGCCUAUUUUCUUUCCACCCUAUAUGUUUCUUCUACUUUAGACGGCAGACUCUGCAGUUGUAUUCUGUGAAAUAAAUGAAAUGUCCAGGGCUGCCUCCAUAUGGCUCAAGAGCACAAGCAGUUUGGCCCAUACAUAUCUUCGCAUGUCUCUCGUUUUCAUCCCGCCUGCAGGAACAUCUCAGUUGCGUCCAGGGGAGCCAAACGGAUAUCGCAUUCCUUUCAACCCCGGUGCCACAGGUUGUGGUGCCGCCAUGAGAUCCAUGUGCAUUGGGCUCAGGUAAUGUGGUGUGCUGUGGUGGGGGGACACACAUAAGAAAGGACAAAGCUGGGGCCAAGCGGGAAAGCUGAAGGCCAAAGUCGGACUCCAGCAUGACCCCCAGCCGCCAUCUCUCCCAGGUAUCCUCGCCCUUCAGACCUGAGCACUUUGGUCCAAGUCAGCAUAGAAAGUGGAAGAAUGACACACCACCACCCCACAGGUAACUGAUUAUGUGCGUAGUCGUCCUGUGUCAGGGCGCCUUUCCCGGCAAUGGUACAUAAAAGGGACAAUUCUGAGAUGGGUGGGAGGCCUUUCUCUAUGACUUGAAAGCUGUGGGUGUGUGGGUGUUUGGAGUAGUGGUCAGUGUGGGUCUUGGGGCUGCAGGUCUACCCAUACAGAUGGACAAAACCCUGAAGUGGUAGAAUAGGGACUUCAGGCUGCAGGUGGAGGAUCCUCUGUUUGAACACCCCUUGCAUUGAAAUUUCCCUGAAAAUUGAAGCCUAGUACACUAAGCAAAGAGCCAGAGUACGGUUAUCCAUGAUGUGUUCAUUUUCUGUUUGCAGGGAGUUUUUAAUACAGAGGAGUGUUCAUAAAGUGCCACCCCCCAUUUGCAUUCUGAAGCAAUAUCGUCAAUUCUACCGCUUCAUUCCGUGACAUGUGUAGACCCAGCCUAAGUAUCUUGAGGGUGACGGCAGAUGUGACAUUUUAACACAGGUCAUCCUGGGUCCUUCACUUUUUUUUUGCAAUUUAUGUACUACCAGAUAACACACCACCAGCAAGCAAGCAAAAAUGCCUUGCCUCUCCCUUAACACUGCAGGAUGGCAAUCUGUCGUUGCUUCUUUUUCAAAAAUUAAAGUAGAUUCUCUAAGUGUAUGUAUAUGUACAUUUAAAACCUGUACCUCUCACCUUAUCAAAUAAUUGGCAAACAUUUUCAAAACUGUUGCCAAACUGCUCUGGGGGAAGUCGUGGGAUGGUGAUGUCACAGGCGCUGUGCAAUAGGCCCUCUUCAAAGCCAGCUUUACCUUCAAACUGAACUAAACGGGGGUGGGGGGGUGGGAUGUAGAAAUAUUUCCCCCGUCAGGGAUGAAAGAAGGCAUAUUUGUAUUGAACCAGUGAGUACUUUUUAAAAGUUGAGCUCCCUGCUAAGCCAUAAAGUCUACUUGCCUUGGGCAAGUCUCUGUAGCUCAGCCUAAUCUACUUCUUGGAGCUGCAGUGAGGGUAAAAUUCCUUGAGGGAUCCUGACUUCCACCUAUCCUCUUCCUCUGUUGUAGGCUAUCUAGGAGCUCUGGCCUCUGCUCUGUUCACUUCUUAUGCAGUGCAGGGCCUCCCCCUUGAGCGCUGGGGAGCUGGAUUGCUCAGGACCCUGCCCCUUGCUUUAGAGUACAUUCAGACUGCUGCAGCUGAGAGUGACUCCAAUGUGGGGGCCUGGGCUUAUUUCCAGGAGAAAUGGGAGUGGUAAGUCCUUUGGGUGUGCUCUGGUACGGCGAAGGGGGACCUGAGUAACUGGAGGGUGUUGUUAUUUUAUUUUUUUAGGAUAAUGCAGUUGAAAGCUUUCCCCUCUUUUUUCCAGUGUGCAUCUUUUAUCAGGAUGUCUAGAAACUUGCUUUUGUAAAAUGAAUAAAUGAACAGCCAGACUUUGUGGUGAAUGGAGAGCUGGAGCAAUGUAAGGUUAGAGUGCUGGAUUAGGAUCAAGGAGAUCUGGGUUCAAAUCCCUACUCAGCCAGCAACCUCUGAGUGAAUUUGGCCAGCAACUACCUAAGCCUAGCCUACCUCCCAGCUUUGUGAAUAUAAAAUGGAUUUUGGGGGUGGGGCGGAGGAAGAUAAUCGGUUGUAUCCAACAAAAUCAUAAUCAAAGUAGACCCAUUGAAAUCAAUAGACCCGACUAGUAAUUUCCAGUAAUUUCCAGUAAUUUCAGUGGGUCAACUCUGAGUAAAUUGGAGGCAACCCAGCAAAUGCUAUCUUGAAGGAAAAACUUAAAUCUCCUUGUCAAAAUUGAUUGUCCAUUAUAAUUUUAAUACACCCCCCCCACCGUGUUCCUACUCUCUUUAUGUACCCAAUUGGAAAAAGGAGCUUUUAACAAAAUUUGAAGGGGGAGGUUUUGACAAGACAACAAUUCAACAUUACUUUCAAACAGAACUUAAGAUUGAGUUUGAUUUUUAAAACAAGCAAACAGCAAAAUUCAAAGCUGAAUUCAGGGGGGAAAACCUCAAUGUGAAGGCAAAACAAUAUCUUGGUUCUAAUAGUAAUGUUUAUCAGGUAGGUCAGAGUAAAGAGAGUCAUUGUGGUGCAGGGGUCAUUCUGUUUAUUUCACUGUACAUUGUGCCCUCAUUGGCUCUCAAGGAGGUCUUGGAUUCUUGGCUUUUUCACUUUUGCUCUCUAACCAUUUAGGUACCUCUCUGAACGGGGCCUGGCUACGGGUCAGGGCCCUUGUCUGUUUCCUGCUGCCUAUAGUCCUGCUGAGCGUGACGUCAUCUACAAAACCUUCAGCCUGGACGGGUGGGCCGGACGGAGCGGUCACGAUGCCCCCAUGAUUGCAUACGACGCCUUGCUGGGCGCAGGGGAGAACUGGGAGGAGCUCUGUAGUCGUUCCAUGUUCCACGGGGGUGAGUCGAAAGGAGGCAAAUCCUGCCCCUCCCCCACUGUAAAAGUGGCCCACCCUAAAAGUAAAGGUAAAGGUACUCCUGACCAUUAGGUCCAGUCGCGGACGACUCUGGGGCUGCGUGCUCAUCUCGCUCUAUAGGCCGGGGGAGCCGGCGUUUGUCCUCGGACAGCUUCCGGGUCAUGUGGCCAGCAUGACUAAGCCACUUCUGGCGAACCAGAGCAGUGCAUGGAAACGUCGUUUACCUUCACGCCAGAGCGGUACCUAUUUAUCUACUUGCACUUUGACGUGCUUUUGAACUGCUAGGCUGGCAGGAGCUGGGACAGAGCAACGGGAGCUCACCCCAUCACGGGGAUUCGAACCGCCGACCUUCUGACUGACAAGCCCUAGGCUCUGUGGUUUAGACCACAGCGUCACCUGCGUCCCUGGCCCACCCUAAAGCUGGCUGCAUUACAUAGAAUUGUAGAGUUGGAAGGGACCCCGAGGAUCAUCUAGCCCAACCCCUCUGCAAUGCAGGAAUGUGCAGCUGUCCCAAAUGGGGAUCAAACCUGCAACCUUGGUGUUAUAAACACCAGGCUCUAACCAAACUUGUUUUCUCGGUGUGUGUGUGUGUUUUCCUGCUCACCCACAGGGGAUAGUGACUCUACAGGGGUGAUUGCUGCCUGCUGCUGGGCUCUGGCUCACGGUUUCAGAGGAGUCCCAGAAGAUAACCACAUAGCGCUUGAAUACCGAGACAGGAUGGUGGCUGCAGCUGAUGCCCUCUAUCACCUUGCCUGGGGACAGACUCCUGUUUGA
Messenger RNA from Podarcis lilfordi (Lilford's wall lizard), 6917 nucleotides. NCBI's taxonomy places the organism in Eukaryota, Metazoa, Chordata, Lepidosauria, Squamata, Lacertidae. The record is from the annotation of a GenBank genome assembly.